Loxodonta africana (African savanna elephant) is the source of this 585-nucleotide messenger RNA. It is a transcript of the gene CNPY1, whose product is annotated as canopy FGF signaling regulator 1. Gene Ontology annotation, cellular component: endoplasmic reticulum. The transcript is spliced from 3 exons. Lineage: Eukaryota; Metazoa; Chordata; Mammalia; Proboscidea; Elephantidae. The record is from RefSeq and is a predicted model, not a curated record. Bases 1 to 585 code for a protein of 194 amino acids.
AUGGAUGAGGUGGAGUAUGACGUCACCAAGGCUCGGCAGAAGAAGACCAAGGUGGGCUCCUUCCGAAUAAAUCCUGAUGGGACGCAGGAGAGGAGAAAGAUUCCCUUAGCUCAGUCCGAGGCAUUCUUAACAGACCUUCUGGAUAAAGUGUGUGAGCGAAUGAAUGACUACAAACUUGAAGAAGACCCUGUAACUAAGGAGAGAACUUUCAAGAGAUUUGCUCCAAGGAAAGGAGACAAAAUAUACAAAGAAUUUAAAAAAUUCUAUUUUUAUUCUGAUGCCUACAGACCUUUGAAGUUCGCGUGUGAAACGAUAAUAGAAGAGUAUGAAGAUGAAAUAUUCUCCCUUAUCGCCCAGGAGGCAGACGAUCUAGCUGACAAGCUGUGCAGUGAGAAAUCAGGUAGUGUGUGUUGUAACAUGUGCUCACUCCCUCCUUCUCCCCCUCUGCUCCCACUCGGCACUUCAGCCCCCCUUUUUAAAAUGGAGCCUCACUGCCUGGCUGCACCAGACAUCCUGAGAGGUUCUCCUCCGAGUCAGAAAGGACGCCAUGCGAGAGCAGACCAGCAGACCAGACCACGGGGCUAG